Messenger RNA from Porites evermanni, 5867 nucleotides. Lineage: Eukaryota; Metazoa; Cnidaria; Anthozoa; Scleractinia; Poritidae. The record is from the annotation of a GenBank genome assembly.
CUCCAAACAGAUUCAUUGGCAACGCCAUGUUGUUUUGAAGGAGAUUUCACAACUGAGAACUCAGCACUUCUUAAGCCUUUGUCGAUUUGCGCUCUACCUCAAGUUAAUUCCAAAAAUCGAAUAGUAGGUUGAGAGUGAAACAGAUCCUAAAAUGGCAGCCGUUGUCGCCCAAAAAGGAGACGGCGGAAGAACGUAUACCUUUGCCAGCCAACCCCGACCAGUUCAACAGAGAAAAAAAUUUAGAGAUCCGUUAACACAAGAGUAAGUGCUGUAGCGACGGUUGUAUUAACUUUUUAUUAGCUUCAUUCGUCAGUUGUUUACUAAACUAAGCUAAGUUCAGUAUUAUAAAUUUUGAGGGUUUAUCAUUUUAUUUGAGAACGGCAGCUCAUUAUUUGCCUCUUUGUACAUUUCGGAGAUCACUCUUAUCAAAUGAUGACACAGCUGCCUCUAAUGAUUUUGCCUAAGAUAAGCUGUACCUGUUCAGUAGGUUAUUUAUAAACAGGAUAGCUUUGGAGCUGCAACCUCUAUAUUGUGUCAAGUGGCCAUGCAUAUUGGUCAGUAAGGGAUAAACGUUGAUUGAUGGAUUUUGUUAUUACUUUAUGAUUCCUAAACUUUGCAGUUGAUUUAUAAAAGUAUAGUAUGUUUAGUUAAUUUGGCCUUAGAAAGACGACAUUAUUGACAAUAUUUUAAUGAGUACUCAGUAAAGCAUUUGACAAAGGGUUGUACCUAUGUUGAGGCUGCCAUAGUUUAUCCAUGUAUUAGUAUCAGUCAAGGCUUGAAGCUUCAUUUCUUGUUUCUACAGAAAUGAGAGUCCCAUGCCAUAUGGAAACAUCAUGUACGAUCGCAGAAUUGUUAGGGGUAAUACCUAUGCACAGAGAACUCUACCAGCAGUAAGUGUUGCAGAUCAAAUGAAAAUGUUGUUUGUCUGUUCAGUGUUGAACAAGUGCAUGUCAGGCCAAAAUGAAGUUGCAGCACAACGGUUUUUGUUUGCAAGCACUUGGAUUACAAAAACAGAAGUUAUUAAUCUUUUUAACAUUCUUGAUUUCCAAUUUACAUAUGCUUCUUCAGGUUUGGUCUUAUCUGCCCCCCCCCCCCCCCCCCCCCCCCAAAAAAGAAAUUUUUGGGGGUGGGGGGGCCCACCAUCCGCCCAUCAUUUUUUUUUAUACCUUAUUUUUUUUUUUUUUUAAAUAUUUUUUUUAACAAUAAAAAAAUAAACUUACUUACAACAACCUUUUUUAGAGAUUAUAUAUAUAUAAUAUAAUAAAAUUUUUUUUUCUUUUCGUGUUGUAAAAAAGGCAUUUCAGGCAAAAAAAAAUUUUCAGAAAAAAGGUUUUUUUUUUGAAGAACUUGGAUUAAAAAAAAAAAAGUUUUUUUUCUUUUUAAAAUUUUUUAUUUCCAAUUUUCAUAUGUUUUUUAAGGUUUUGUUUUUUUCCCCCCCCCCCCCCCCCCUCACAAGAAAAAGGAAUUUGGGUGGAUAGGGUGAACACAAUGUGCUUCCAAUUUGUUAUACACUACCUUAACUUUUAUUCUUAUAAAGAUUUUUUCAAACAGCUAAAAAAGUUGGCCUAAUCAGAACCUGCUUAUUAAGGGUAAUCAGAUCUAAAGGACUAGUUCAGUUUGACAUCACAUUGGAUAAUAGAAAAAAACCAGCCUAAAAUACUUCUGUCCCUUCAAUCAACAGUAAAAUAGCAAGAAGGGUUUACACGGAAAAAAAAAAAAACAGAAAAAACAGCAGCUCUGAUUUCUUUUUGUAAAACCAAAGAAAUAGAGAAUAGUUUGCAAAAGUUCGCCUCAAGAGGUUUCAUUUGAAUGGUAACACCCACAAAUUCAAAAGUGUGAAUGUCAUCUCACCAUAAACCAUCAGCCCAGGAGGGACAGGAUUAAUCACAUAAUCAGACUCUUUCAAGUUUUAUGUAGAAUCAUAUUUUCCAAACAUGAUAGAUCUCACACUUACAUUUUUUUCUUGUUAGACUGCACAACCUGAUCCUAUAGAAAUUCAGAGACAGCAAGAGGCAAGAAGAAGAGCAAUUGCCAGAAAACGAGCCAAGGCACAAUUGAAACCAAGGUCACCAGAACCUGUAGAAGGGAGAAAGCAUAUUGAUGUACAAACAGAACUUUAUUUGGAAGAGUUAAGUGAUCGUGUUGAAGAAGCUGAUGUUGAGACUCAAACAGAUGCCUUUUUGGAUCGACCUCCUUCUCCCUUAUUUAUUCCUGCUAAAAGUGGAGUAGAUGUUGCAACACAAAUUUUGGAGGGAGAGGUAAGUUAUGAAGUAAAAUCAGAGUCUUCAAACAAGAAGUAAGCCCUUGGGUUACACUGUAUACACUAAGUCUUAAGGCUGGUUAACAUAUUAGAACAAUUUGAGAUGAAUAAAAAAGAAAAUGCAAGGCAAACAAAAUAAUUAGCCUGAGUUUAGGCUGAUUUUUAUCUUGGAUUUUUCUCUUAAAUUGGAAUGACCUGCCCAAAAUUUGUAGUUUUACCAUGCAUUGUACAUUGGGUCGACAGAUCACACAGCAAAGUCUAUCUUUUAAACCAGUGUUAAUAGUCAACAUUUGACCCUAAACCAAUAAUAAAGAAUUAGUGGUAUAUGUGGAAGUUGUCUUUAAAAAUGAAAUGUAUCAUUCUUCUCUUUUUAAAUUAAUUUACAGUUACAACAUAUUAGUUUUGAAUUGCUCUUUCUUUCUCUUGUUUUCUUGUCACAAUAAAUUGAUCUGAAUUUUUUUGACCCUCUUCUUGGGUUUGAUGUAUAAACUACCUGGGCCCAGCUGUUCGAAAGGUGGAUAACAUUAUCCACUGGAUAAAUCUCUAUCCAGUAGAUAAUACUUCCUCUAAUAGUUAUCUGCUGGAUAGUGAUUUAUCCGUUGGAUAACGCUACACUGUAUUCGAUGUUCGAGCAACUGGGGCCUGUUGUUAUUUCACCAGUUGUUUUGUAUUAUUUUUACCAUCAGUCAUUUCAGUGUAAUAAUAUCACAUCCUCUUUGUCCCUCUCUCCUCAGUUGUUUGACUUUGACAUUGAAGUCAAACCUAUCCUCGAAGUUCUGGUUGGUAAAACAGUUGAACAAGCCCUACUUGAGGUAAUGGAAGAGGAGGAACUUGCAAAUCUUCGAGCACAGCAAAGACAAUUUAAGGAACUAAGAAAUGCUGAGCUUGUCGAAACUCAGAGAUUAGAGGAACAGGAAAGAAGACAUAGAGAAGAGAAGGAACGACGAAUGAGACAACAAGCGGAAGUACUCAGGAAAGAAAAGGAAACUGGGGAAAAGAUAUCAGCACGUGCCUUUGCCCAGGUAAUUAACCCAUUCACCCAGGCAGAUCCCCCCUUUUACCGUCCAUGCGCAUCCAUGUCCCUUGUGUACCACUUGUGAGGUCAUCAGUUUUAACCGGCUACCCAUGUAGGACAACUUGUCAUCUAACUUGUACAGAGGAAAAGAUAUCGAUUAAACUAUAUGUGAAUCUGCAAGAUUUAGUCAAGGAGGCCAGAGAAAAAGACAAAAUAACCAUGUAAAGUUUACCCGAAAAUUCCUAUGAAAAUCUUCUCCCACGACCCACACUCAUCUAAUUCUACGAUCCUAAAAGCUUUCCCAAAACUUUUCCCAUCCAAAUGAAGCCUAUUAAAUGCCAAUAAAAAGAGAAAAACUGGGGCUAGAAAAGUGAAAGAAUAUAGAGAGGAGAGAAGGCAAAAGGGGAAAUGUUGUUUUCUGUGCAUGCCUGAAUGUCAGAGUCUGAUAUUUUGAAUGUGGAACAGAAGGCUGCGAGCAACACAAAACGCAAAUGGCCUUUUGUAGUAGCUCUUGAUAGCUGGACAGUGACAACAAAACACCUUGACUAGCUUCAAAAUCCGUUUUCCACCAAAAUUCCCAUGGGUUAAUGGGUUAAAAUGGCGGCUGAAUUUCUUUCUUACUCUAUUUCAGUCAAACAAACAAGUUUGACCAACCAUUUAUGCUGUUCUGGUAUAUUGAACUCCAACUGAAUAACCUUUUGUAAUUCUUGCAGAGUUAUCUGGCUGACCUUGUGCCUUCUGUUUUUGGUUCAUUAAAUGAAAAUGGAUACUUCUAUGAUCCUGUAGAAAGAGGUAAACAGUGCUUAGAACUACAAAGUUAAUCUUAACUUAAAAUAGUAGCUUCUCAUAAACUAUUAAAAAAUGAUUCAAAACUUGCAAGAGUACUUCAGAUUAGCUGAGAAAAAUAGGAUAAGACUAAGAAGGCUUCAUCAGAGGACUCCACUUUCUUACAAAUUAUUACUGUACGUAGGGGCGGCGUCCUAAAACGGUCACCUAGAUGUACUCGCCUGCCUUCCUCACUUCUUUUCUUUGACUUUUUUAAAAAGAAAAUCUGUCUAAGAUGCAUUUUCUUUGACUUGCAGAUGUAGAAACAUACUUUAUGCCAUGGUUGCUGGAGAAAGUGGAAGGUGAAUUAAACCAAACCAUUGUUUCAAGAACUGUUCUUGAUGGUAAGUUCUGGUAGCCUGAAUUUUAGAUGAUUACUUCGAGUCGUUUUUACUCGCUCAUGCUGAGGGAGUAAAAAUGACUAGAAGUAGUCGUCGGAAAUUCAGGCUAAAGUUCUGGUACUUUGUUUAUACUAGGCAAUCAUUACCGGCAGUUUUCAUGCUACCUUGGUAAAAAGAACUUGGCUUAGGUUAUUCGCUUUAGUAUGGGUUAGACUUCACAUAUGUAAACAGGUUUAAAAAAUAAGAAAUAUUGCAUAGAUCGUGUAUUGCUUCGUUGUAACUGAUUCUCAUAACUCAACUGGAAAUUAGGAAUGCUGAUUCACUGCAGAGCUUUUUUUCGCUUUUUUUUUUUUUUCUCUUAUUGUGCCUCUUACCUUGGGAAUUAUACCCAUUGGACCCGCAAAUAUUUUAUGUAUUGUUUCAAAUUUUUAUAUAUUCGUUUUACGACCUUUUACACUUUAUACUUUUUCACUUUUCAACUUGAUAAUGGCGUAACGUAGCGCCGAAACGUCGUUCACUUUUUUAAAUGUAUUUUAAAAAUCUUUUAGCGUUUAACUUUUUGAUCAAAUCAUUUUCGAAAUCUCUCCUGUAACGAAAGAAAAACGUUUUUGAUAAUGGGCACGUUCUGCUUAGGUGUUCAAUCUUAAUCCAGGUAAGACAGGAAAGAAAGAAGUUAAUCGUGUCAAAAAAAAGGCGGGGCACAAUUGAGUGACAACUUGACAUACAUUUCGGGAUUUUUCAGAUUUUUAGCGAGGCCAUGAUGGUGGAACGCGAAGGGUCUAAUUCUGUGUCCCUCAGCUCGCGCUCUCUUUCUUUUUCCUCAUCUGAUUUUUACUUCUUUUAUGCCUCCUAGCAAUAAUAAGAGAUGUUGUCAAGAAGCGAUUUGAAGUUUACGACAGGCUGGAGGAAGCUGCCAGACGUGCCUUGGAACAAGAGGCAGCAGCUAAGGUAGCAGAAGAAAGAAAGAAGGCUGAAGCCGAACUUGCGGCCAAAGCUGCUGAAGAGGCGAAAGCAGAACAAGUCGCUGAACAAGCCGCCGAUCAGAAACCCGAAGUCGAUGAAAGUGGGCGAGAAACAACAGACAAGUUGGAGGAUGGUAGCAUAGCUGGAGAGGAAGCUGGGAGCGAACGUGCAGCUACUGCAGCGGACACGCCUGGUGAAUCAGGGCAAAAUGAACCCACUGAGGAAGCCCCGCCAGACGCUGCAGAGCAAGAACAGUAAACUGCAGACUGACCUACUUUUUAUUUGUUUUUAUGUCGGAUUCAAAGACAAGACAGUUAAUAGCAUGUACAUAAUAACUGUUUUAUUCACCGUUGCUUUAGAAGCUUGAUUACACUGAAUUUUCAGAUUCAACCCAGGUGUUAAUUCACUCUCUUUUUCUAUCGAAGAAAAGGCUCUUUUCCUAUUCGUAGUAUGAAAGUGAAUA